Messenger RNA from Ochotona curzoniae (black-lipped pika), 4994 nucleotides. RefSeq names its product zinc finger MYND-type containing 8 (gene ZMYND8). Gene Ontology annotation, biological process: regulation of DNA-templated transcription. The transcript has 24 exons. The coding region runs from base 309 to 3986 and encodes 1225 amino acids. NCBI's taxonomy places the organism in Eukaryota, Metazoa, Chordata, Mammalia, Lagomorpha, Ochotonidae. Gene Ontology annotation, molecular function: protein binding. The record is from RefSeq and is a predicted model, not a curated record.
GGCCCCGGCCGCGGUGGGGGAGGGGGCGGCAGGGAAGGGAAGUCUGUAGGUGGAGGCAUGUGGCCUGCCAGGAGCACGCUUGGCUUAGGGAUGGCUCUUGCUCACCCUAGCCUCACAAAGAUAAUCGCUCAGGAAGUCUUUCAGCCAAUCCGGGGCGGCCUUACACUCGGAUUUGCCGGGGCAGCCAAUCGGGGAUGAGCUUUUAUGAGGCGGCCAGAUCAUCAGCCGAAGUGCCAAACCCUUUUUCUGUGCGAACUAGGAGCCUGUCCUCCAUGUUUUAUAAGUAUUGACAUUACACAGUGUUAGCAAUGCAUCCACAGAGCUUGGCUGAAGAGGAAAUAAAAACAGAACCGGAGGUGGUGGAGGGCAUGGAUAUCUCUACUCGCUCCAAAGAUCCUGGUUCUGCAGAAAGAAUAGCCCAGAAGAGAAAGUUCCCCAGCCCUCCUCAUUCCUCCAAUGGCCAUUCGCCACAGGACACAUCCACAAGCCCCAUUAAAAAGAAAAAGAAACCUGGCUUACUGAAUAAUAACAAUAAGGAACAGGACGGACGAAAUGAUUUCUACUGCUGGGUUUGUCACCGGGAAGGCCAAGUCCUUUGCUGUGAGCUCUGUCCCCGGGUUUAUCACGCUAAGUGUCUGAGACUGACAGCGGAACCAGAGGGGGACUGGUUUUGUCCUGAAUGUGAGAAAAUUACAGUAGCCGAAUGCAUCGAGACGCAAAGCAAAGCCAUGACCAUGCUCACCAUUGAACAGUUAUCCUACCUGCUCAAGUUUGCCAUUCAGAAAAUGAAACAGCCAGGGACAGAUGCAUUCCAGAAGCCAGUACCCCUGGAGCAGCAUCCCGACUACGCGGAGUACAUUUUUCAUCCCAUGGACCUUUGCACCCUGGAAAAGAAUGCUAAGAAAAAAAUGUAUGGCUGCACGGAAGCCUUCCUGGCAGAUGCCAAGUGGAUCUUACACAACUGCAUCAUUUAUAAUGGGGGAAAUCAUAAAUUGACACAAAUAGCGAAAGUGGUCAUCAAGAUCUGUGAGCAUGAGAUGAAUGAAAUUGAAGUGUGUCCUGAGUGUUACCUAGCUGCUUGCCAAAAGCGAGAUAACUGGUUCUGUGAGCCUUGUAGCAAUCCUCAUCCUUUGGUCUGGGCCAAACUCAAGGGCUUCCCCUUCUGGCCUGCGAAAGCUCUACGGGACAAAGAUGGACAGGUUGAUGCCCGGUUCUUUGGACAACACGACAGGGCCUGGGUCCCCAUCAAUAACUGCUACCUCAUGUCUAAAGAAAUCCCUUUUUCUGUGAAGAAGACGAAGAGCAUCUUCAACAGUGCCAUGCAGGAGAUGGAGGUGUACGUGGAGAACAUCCGCAGGAAGUUUGGGGUCUUUAAUUACUCUCCGUUCAGGACGCCCUACACACCCAACAGCCAGUACCAGAUGCUGCUCGACCCCACCAACCCCAGUGCGGGCACCGCCAAGGUUGACAAACAGGAGAAGGUCAAGCUCAACUUCGACAUGACGGCCUCCCCCAAGAUCCUCAUGAGCAAGCCGAUGCUGAGCGGCGGCUCCGGCCGCAGGAUUUCCUUGUCGGACAUGCCCCGCUCCCCGAUGAGUACCAACUCCUCCGUGCACACGGGCUCUGACGUGGAGCAGGACCCCGAGAAGAAGGCCACCUCCAGCCACUUCAGCGCCAGCGAGGAGUCCAUGGACUUUCUGGAUAAAAGCACAGGCUCUGGGUUCCCAGAUGGGGCUGUGCCAUCUGGCGAAGUAUGGCGUCCUCAGCUACAGCACGGGUCACCCCUGGGACCAGCCUCCCCCGCCUCCACCAAGACGGGACAAGCAGGGAGCUUAUCCGGCAGCCCCAAACCUUUUUCACCUCAAGCAUCAACUCCAGUCACAACCAAGACAGACAAAGCCUCCACCACCGGAAGUAUCCUGAAUCUUAACCUGGACCGCAGCAAAGCUGAGAUGGACUUGGAGGAGCUCAGCGAGGCGGUGCAGCAGCAGGCUGCCCCCGCGCCCCUCACCUCGCCCAAGCGGCAGAUCCGCAGCAGGUUCCAGCUCAACCUCGACAAGACGAUUGAGAGCUGCAAGGCACAACUGGGCAUCAAUGAGAUCUCCGAAGAUGUCUACACGGCCGUGGAGCACAGCGAUUCGGAAGAUUCGGAGAAAUCAGAUAGCAGCGACAGCGAGUACAUUAGCGACGAGGAACAAAAGCCCAAGACCGAGCCGGAGCCCACAGAGGACAAGGAGGCCGGUCGGGGGGACAAAGAGCCGGCAGCUGUCAAAAAAAAGCCCAAGGUCGCCAACCCGGUGGAGGUGAAGGAGGAGGAGCCGAAGAGCGCGUCUCCGACCCCCGAGAAGGCCGACCCCGCCGCCUCAGCCAAGGACAAGGCCAGCCCGGAGCCCGAGAAGGACUUUGCUGAGAAAGCAAAGCCCUCGCUUCAUCCCACCAAGGACAAGCUGAAGGGGAAAGACGAGACGGAUUCCCCGACCGUGCACCUGGGCCUGGACUCCGACUCGGAGAGUGAACUCGUGAUAGACUUAGGAGACGACCAUUCUGGGCGGGAGGGGCGGAAGAGUAAGAAGGAGCCCAAAGAGCCAUCCCCCAGGCAGGAGGUCGUAGGUAAAGCGCCACCCUCCACCACAACAGCAGGCAGCCAGUCUCCCCCAGACACGCCGGUGCUCACCCGCUCUUCCUCCCAAACCCCCACGGCUGGUGUUACAGCCACCACCAGCGCGACAUCCUCUGUGACCGUCACCGCCCCGUCCACCGCCACUGCCACCACCUCCACCAACACUGCCGCCACCACGGCCACCGCUGCCGGAAGCCCGGUGAAAAAGCAGAGGCCGCUCUUACCGAAGGAGACUGCCCCGGCUGUGCAGCGGGUCGUGUGGAACUCCUCAAGUAAGUUUCAAACGUCCUCCCAAAAGUGGCACAUGCAGAAGAUACAGCGGCAGCAGCAGCAGCAGCAGCCCGGCCAGCAGCCUCAAUCUUCCCAGGGGACGCGAUAUCAGACCAGACAGGCUGUGAAAGCUGUCCAGCAGAAGGAGAUCACGCAGAGCCCGUCCACGUCCACCAUCACCCUGGUGACCAGCACCCAGGCGUCACCCCUGGUCACCAGCUCUGGGGCCUCCAGCACCCUUGCGUCUUCGGUCAGCGCCGACCUACCCAUCGCCACCGCCUCCGCGGAUGUGGCCGCAGACAUUGCCAAGUACACGAGCAAGAUGAUGGACGCCAUCAAAGGAACGAUGACUGAAAUCUACAACGAUCUCUCCAAAAACACUACCGGAAGCACAAUCGCCGAGAUCCGCAGGCUGAGGAUCGAGAUUGAGAAGCUGCAGUGGCUGCACCAGCAGGAGCUCUCGGAGAUGAAGCACAACCUGGAGCUGACCAUGGCCGAGAUGCGGCAGAGCCUGGAGCAGGAGCGGGACCGGCUCAUCGCCGAGGUAAAGAAGCAGCUGGAGCUUGAGAAGCAGCAGGCAGUGGACGAGACCAAGAAGAAGCAGUGGUGCGCCCACUGUCGGAAGGAAGCCAUCUUCUACUGCUGCUGGAACACCAGCUACUGUGACUACCCCUGCCAGCAGGCCCACUGGCCCGAGCACAUGAAGUCCUGCACGCAGUCAGCGACUGCUCCUCAGCAAGAGGCAGAUGCUGAGGUGAGCACAGAAGCAGCCAGCAAGCCUGCCCAGGGGAGCACCACCAGCACUCCAGCGGCCCCCACCGAGGCAGCCAGCACCCCCAAAGAGAAGGAGACGGUGGCUGAGAAGGGCAAAGAUGGCGGCUCGACCCUUGACCUUUCUGGCCCCCGAGACACGCCCUCCUCCAUCCUCCUCGGCUCCACCCAGGGCUCAGAUCAUUCCCGGAACAGCAAGUCCUGGAGCGGCAGCGAGGAGAAGCGGGCCUCGGCCCGGGCUGAGCACAACGCCAGCACCAGCUCCUCCAGCUCCAGCAAAAGCCUCCUCCCCAAAGAGUCUCGCCUGGACGCCUUCUGGGACUAGAGGCAGAUUGUCACGACGGACACCCGGACCCCAGGGACUUGGGAAGCGGCCGUGGGGGCGGGAGAAUGACUGACCAAGUGGGCGCCGCGGGCAGCCGACACUACACGCAGCAUUAGCUCCCACCAGCCCCGGGCUCUGGAUGUAAAUAUUGUACAGUAUGUGGGUGUCGCCGACGCUAGGGCACCUGCCCCUUUUUAUAUUUGUAUGGACCUUAACUUAUGAAAAAGAAAAAAGAAGAAAAAAAAAAAACAAUGGGGAAAAAUGCCCCAGCCACAAAAGGAGGGUUUUGAUGUUGGAGAAGGCGUGGGCCCCGGAGGCCCUGGGUCUGCUGCAGCGGGGGGUGCUGUCGCAUGGGUUCUGGGCGGAAGAAGCCAUUCUCAACUGUCCAUCCGCCUGUGGACGCAGCGACUGGGCCUCGGGGGCUGUGACUCAGCGGGCCGUACCACGCUGGUCGACCUCAUGUGGCCAUGUUGCAGAUCCCAGGUUGUCCAUGGGAGUGUUUGCGGGGUCAGCUAGAGGAAUCUGGGGGAUUCCUCCAAGAGCAAACCCACACGACCCUCGCUUACGGGGGUCGGCCAUCCCCGCCCAGCCUGGUGGCAGCAGGGCACACACAGUGGCAUCGUCCACUCUGAACAGCUGUUUAUGGUUCCUCUCCGCACACACACAUACGUGUACACACUGGUAACACACAUGAUCCCAGAGGCCGUGCUGCUGGAACGCAGGAACCCCGGGCCCACUGAGGAAGGGGAGGAGGGCAGCGUCUGGGAGCGAGCGUGUGUUUUAUUUCUGCGAUGAACCCUUCAUCCUGUACGCAUGAAGCCGGGGCAGCGUGGCGCGAGCAGCGUCUCCGUGCCCGCCCCGUCAUGCCAUCUGUUACACUACGUAGGUCUUAGUCCCACUUUGUAUGUUGUUGUAAAGCAAGAGGCAUGGGGUCCAAGCCGGAGGUGACGUCUGUAUAUGAGAAUUAAUUGUACGGUAUCAUUCCAGUACAUUCUGUUGUACAUUUUA